AUGUCUUGCUGUGGAGAUCGCGAAAAGGGUCAUGCCAAGUUGGAGGAAAAAUGGGAUUAUGUGAAUCUGGACGACUUCAAAUCCGAAUCUUGCUUGACACCCUUUUCCUACUUCUUCCUUUGGGUUUUUCUAUUUGUCUCAUUGGCUGUCUAUGGGGUCGACACGUUCACCGCAGUCAAUCUGAUCGCCUUCUCCCGAUGGGCCGGUCGAAUCAAACCGGCCAUCCCAUUCUACAUCUCGCGAUGGAUCUUUGCUGCUUGUAUCCUCUUCUCGUUCGCUCUCUUGGUCUACCGUUGGAUGAACGCGAUUCGUGCGAUGCGCUCGGGCAGCAUCACGCGCAGUUAUAUGGACCCUCUCGCGGUCCGCGUUCAAAGUUUCCGCAUCUUUGGCUCCAAAGGCCGUGGCUGGAAGCGAUACCUGGUCUUCGCGGAACUGACAAAGAGUAAAAAGGGUGCGGAGUACGUCGCCCUGUACUCGUACUUCUCUUUUCAUUCGUGGAUGACGACGGUGUUCGCCGAUGGGCCGCGGCAGGUCCUUAACGGCAUCACCCUGUAUUCGUUCUUCAACAACCUCCAAAUUAUGGCCGACGAAAACGUCCUCCAGCUGGUGGUGUUGCUCGGUAUGCUCUUCACGGUGGUCAUUUGGAUCAUCUCGGCUUUGAGGCUGGCCUCGGCAAUUGUGCUCUACCUGAUCUACCUGUUCCACCAUAUCCCGGCCGAAGAUGGUACCCUGACCAGGUAUUGUCGCCGCAAGAUUAGCACUCGGCUGAAGCGGAUUGUGCAGCGCAAAGUCGACAAGGCUCUGCAAAAGGGCUUUAUGCUGCAAGAACGCACUCCCACUCAACCGAGUCUGGCGAGUUCAGAUACGAAACCGACGCUGCCGUCUCUCGACCAAGACAAGGGUCCAACCGUGGCUACUAUAUCGCGCAGCACCACCAUGACCACGCUGCCGCCUUACACCCGAUCAAAUUCUUUCGCCCCAGAACAGAACCCUACCCUGCCAAACCUGGAGUCACCUUACUCGCGAUCGAAUUCUGCUGCCCCAGAGCAGAAUCCCACUCUUCCAAACCUGGAGGGCGGCCUUGAUUUUAGGCCGCCACUCACUCGAACAACCACUCAGUCAUCGGCUUAUUCCGAAUCGGCUUCGUUGACAGGUCAUGCGGCGAUGAUGGGAUACAGCCCUCUGGACCGCCAGAACUCGCCGGCGCCACCAGUUCCUCCUCUGCCGGCCUCCAUUCAACCUCCCAGAUCUCGAGGUACUCCUGGUCCGCCACCAUUUGCCAACGAGUCUGGCCGCAACAGCCCUGGGCCGGGAUAUCGCAACUUGACCGACAGUACCCCCGGACCUGGCCAAUAUCGCGCGUUCAGCCCAGUCACCGACCCCUAUGCUUCUCAGUCACACGCACCCGGAGCUUCCAUUUCUGAUGACUACUUUAGUCGAGACGAAAACCCAACUGGCUAUGAUGCAUAUGGCGCUCCUGGUGCUGCCUAUGGCGGAGAAGAUGACUAUUACGCCCGAUCUGGAACCCCAAUGAGCCAACGCGGUACCCCUCGCCCGCAGGCCGGUCCCUACCAAAGAUCUUUCACGCCAGCCAGCACAGGGGGAACGCCUCCGCCCAUGAGCACUGGCCCCACGGCGCGAUCUAUGACCCCGGCAAGCUACCGCGGAACCCCUCCCCCGUCAUCAGGCGGACCAGCAGUCCGACCACCACCUCGAAAUUUCACACCUCUCAGCCAGAGCAGCACCCCGGGUCCUCAACAAGGAGGCAGCAGUAGCGGUGGCGGCGGGUAUGCAGCCUAUAGCCCAACAUCGAUGGGCCCACCCCGCCCACCACCAUCUCGGCCAAUACCAGCCGCGCCAUCAGGCUACCAACCCUUCACACGCGCGAACACCGCCUCUCCCUCUGCCAUGAACCGCAGUGCCAACAAUGGUACUCCCCAGGGAUAUGGGUUUACUCGCGCAAACACAGACCAGUUCUGA
Penicillium riverlandense is the source of this 1980-nucleotide messenger RNA. RefSeq lists its product as uncharacterized. Gene Ontology annotation, biological process: potassium ion transmembrane transport. Gene Ontology annotation, cellular component: plasma membrane. Lineage: Eukaryota; Fungi; Ascomycota; Eurotiomycetes; Eurotiales; Aspergillaceae. The coding region runs from base 1 to 1980 and encodes 659 amino acids. The transcript has 3 exons. Gene Ontology annotation, molecular function: potassium ion transmembrane transporter activity. The record is from RefSeq and is a predicted model, not a curated record.